Meleagris gallopavo (turkey) is the source of this 2035-nucleotide messenger RNA. The record is from RefSeq and is a predicted model, not a curated record. NCBI's taxonomy places the organism in Eukaryota, Metazoa, Chordata, Aves, Galliformes, Phasianidae.
GAAUCUUGAAGAGGAAUUAGAUCAGAUGAAAGUACACCAGUCUGUGGAGUUACUUUUUAAGCUUAGUGAAGAUGAUGGGGUCAAGAACAGUACUCCAAAGAAGAAUGUGGAAGCCAGUUCAGAUCAGAGGUUACAGAAGGUAGAACAACUAGAAAGAAGAUGUAAAACUAUUGAAAGGGCAAUAAGGAAACAGAAAGAAGUAAACAAGGACUUGCUGAAGGAGAAAAAUGAUUUGAAAGCAUUUUUAAAAUUGGAAAGGGAAGAUGCAGACACAAGAGAAAGAGAGCUGGAAAAACUACUUAAGAGGAUUUGUGAAAUGAAAAAAGACAAUGCAGAGCUUCAAUUAGUAAUUGGUGAUCAGGAAAAAGAAGCUGCUUCUUUGAAGAGGCAAGUGGCAGAAGCUAACAGGUUGAGAAAUGAAAAUGAAGAUUUGCUGAGUCAAGUGGAGGAGCUGACGUGUUUGCUGGGUGAAGCCAAAGCAGCGGCAACCUCUGGGCAAUGUAAUUGCAAGAUAACAGGCACCAAGGUUAAAUUAAAAGCAGCCAAGAAAAAGAGCUCUUUGGGACAUCAUGGAGCUUUUCUCAAACAGUCCAUCAAGGUUAUGAGUAAUGUAUUUGAGAACUUCCGUAAGGACGGCUGGGAGGAUGUGAGUGAAAGCAGUGACUCUGAAAUACCAACUCCUGAGAGUCUGGAAGCAGUGACUAUGAAGAUAGUGCAGGAUAUUGAUCUGUUACCAGACAGAAAUAAACAUCAGGGAAAAAAGCAAAUAGAAGAUGGCAAAAAGCCCUGCAAUGCUGCUCGUUUAGAAGGCAAAAGCCAGCACUACAAGAAAAAGAGCUAUUCACAGAAAAAAGACCUAGAAAAGUUACAGUCCAAGAAGAGGAAAAUCCACUAUGUCAUAACAGCUUAUCCGUCAUUUCUAAAGAAAGUGAGCAGAAUGAAAAGCAGAAACAUCAUUUUCCAGAAACAAGGCUAUUCUGUUACUCUACUUCAGGAAACAAUUAAGUCGUUGCAGCAGCAGAUAGGUGUUUUACUGAAUGAAAAAAAUACAGCAGUAUCUUCUGUGAAGGAAUUUAAAGAAACAAAUGAAAAACUAACAACUCAGCUACGUUUGGCUGAUCAGAGACUACAAAGUAGUAAAUUGACCAUACAGCAGGUGUUGACCUCCAAUCUGGCCAAAUGGCAACAGGAAAAGGAAGAUUUACAAGGAAAAUUGAAGUUGAGAGAACAUCUGUCUCAAACUGCUGGCAAGAGUGAAGUCACACCAGCUCCUUCAAAGAACAUUGAUUUAGAGAUGAAACAGCUGCAGUGCAAACUAAAGAAUUCAAAUACUGAAAUCACUAAGCAAUCAGCGACCAUUAAGUCUCUGAAAAACGAAGUCCAGGAAAAAGAAGACCGGGUUCGGGAACUCCAGGCUAAGAUUUCUCGAUUGGAGAGGGACCUUACUAUGAAAAGACAUUUGAUAGAAGACUUAAGGUCUCGUCUAAAAGCGAACCAAGAAAAUGAGAAAGCCUGUAAGGAAACACUAGAAAGUCUUGAGAGAAAGGUAAAGUCACAGUCUGAAGACUGUUCGAACAAAAAAACUUCCAUUGACUCACUGAAACAAAGACUUAAAGUUGCUAUAAACGAGAAGUCUCAUUUUGAGCAGAUGUAUCACAAGACUAAAGAUGAGCUGGAGAAAAAGGUUCUCAAGCUGUCCAAUCUAGAGAGCAAAGUGAUUGAGACCGAAUAUGCUAUGACUGAAAUAGAGACUGCAGCAUCUCAACAACUACACGGAUUGGCUAAACAGAGUGGGCAGGCUUUGGAGGCUGUUCAAAAGAAGCUACUGCUCGCCAAUGACAAAAUAGACGAGUUCAUGACGUUUGUGAAGGAAAAUCAAGAUGGCACAAUAAGAAGAAGCAGUGCUUCUUGCUACACCAGCUCUUCCUUUGAAGUCUCAUUGGUCUCAUUUCUGCUCUCUCCUUCCAGGCUGCUGUCAAUUUUCCCCUAUCUUGAUGUCUGUUUCUCCCUCUAGUCUCAAUACCUCAAAUAAUUU